Aricia agestis (brown argus) is the source of this 1423-nucleotide messenger RNA. It is a transcript of the gene PolD2, whose product is annotated as DNA polymerase delta subunit 2. The record is from RefSeq and is a predicted model, not a curated record. Gene Ontology annotation, cellular component: delta DNA polymerase complex. Gene Ontology annotation, biological process: DNA strand elongation involved in DNA replication; DNA replication. The transcript is spliced from 8 exons. Lineage: Eukaryota; Metazoa; Arthropoda; Insecta; Lepidoptera; Lycaenidae. Bases 92 to 1408 code for a protein of 438 amino acids. Gene Ontology annotation, molecular function: DNA binding.
AUAAUUCAAAACAGAAAAUUGCAGACAGAAAAGCAUUAAUUGAAGGGAAGUUAUUUUAAUUUUGUAAAGCGUUAACUAGAUUUAUUUCAUUAUGUUAUUUAAAAUACAAGAUAAUCAAGACAGUGACAACAAAGAGGCAGAGUUUGAUAGGCAUGUUACUGAAUAUACUGAUUGUUCGAAGCGAUUUUAUGAAGUAUCCCGAGACUUUUCAAAACAGUAUGCUCACAUUUACUCUGCCCGGCUAAAUACAUUUAGAAAUAUCUUAACUCCUAUCACGAGAAAGAAAUGGUCAAAUAAAUAUAAGGUCCUAAAGUUGUGUGAUUUGCGUGAGAAAAACAUAGAUUGCAUCGUCAUUGGAACGUUAUUUAAGCUUCAAGAGUUGAAACCAAGUAUUUUGAAAGAGCUUUCAGACCAAUUGGAAGUUAUACCACAACCGGCAAGGAAGCAUUUCGUUCAUGACAGCGAUACUCUAGUUUUAGAAGAUGAACUUCAAAGGAUAAAAUUAAAAGGAGACUGCAUCAAUGUGCACAAAGUUGUAACAGGCAUUGUAGCUGCUGUUUUAGGUUCAGAAGAUGAAGAUGGUAUUUUCACAGUAAAAGAUGUUUGCUGGGCCGGAUGUAAUAUUCAAAAGCCUUUACCUACUCUUGAUGAAGACAGAUAUUUAGUUCUAGUAUCUGGUCUCAAUUUAGCAUCUAAAUCAGGUAAUCAUUUGUUCUCCAUAAACCUAUUCCUGGAGUGGCUACAUGGGUUUUGUGGGACACAACAAUAUCAAAAGGAAUUAUCUAAUGUUGUAAGAGUUAUUAUAGCAGGUGGAACAUAUGCAAAUUACUCUGAUGAGAGUAAUUUAAAUGAGUCCGAUGUUAUAGCAGCAGCGAAAGAUGUAGAUUCCUUUGCGGCAGCUAUCAGUGCAGUCUCACCACUAGACCUGAUGCCUGGAUGCAAAGAUCCAAGUGGGGUGAUGCUGCCCCAAAAACCAUUCCAUUAUUGUUUAUUUCCAAAAGCAGUGGAGUACAAAUCUUUCAAUCGGGUUUCAAACCCUUAUGAGUGUAACAUUGGUGGUUUUCCAUGCUUGGGUACGUCUGGGGAGUCUAUCAAGGACAUCAUGAGAUACAGUAAACUGGACAAUCACUUGGAUGUGAUGAAGAAAACCCUACAGUGGAGGCACAUUGCACCCACUUGCCCAGACACCGUUUCUUCCACACCCUGCUUGGACACUGAUCCUUUCACUAUAUACAACUGCCCUGCAAUAUACUUCUGCGGCAAUUGUAAAGAAUUUGCUACAGAUACUUUCAAAGGUGAAGAUGGACAAACAGUAAGACUGGUUUGUGUUCCAGACUUUUGUGAUACAAAUACCAUUGCAUUGAUAAACUUGAAAAACUUGGAAUGUUAUAGCAUGUUAUUCAAAUAAAGAUUGAGAAUCAGG